CCCCCAGAUGUCCAGAUUUCUCGGGUGCCAGGGAAAAAGCCCAGCUCUAUGCUUUUCCUUUAUGCGACCUGCAGAAAACGGCCCAGAACCCCCGGGGCUGCAGAGGUCAUGCUCAAAGGUGCCUGUCAGGGGCGUGGAUGUGGAAUAUCCAGUGGCGCCAUCCGAGUGGCCCUCAGACAGGACAGCAGUGCGAGGACAGUCCCGGAGACAGUGACCCUGGACCACCGGUCCGGCUGCGGGUGCACGGACGCCUCCUCCCGGGGGAGGCCUUGGACCUUGCGUCCCGCCCCCCUGCCCUGCGCUCCGCCCCCUGCGCUGAGAAUCCACCGAUCGAGCCGCUCUGUUCCGCCCCGGGCGCUGGUGUCCCGCCCAUUGUGCUGCGGCUCCGCCAAUCGGGUCCCUCUGUUCCGCCCCCUGCGCUGCGCUCUGCCCCUCGGCCCCGCCGACCCGCCCCACGUGCGCGCCAGACCCUGGGACCCCCGAAAGGUGGAGAACGCGGCUCCCGCACCAUGUCGCUGGAGGCGAUCCGCUACUCGCGGGGCUCCCUGCAGAUUCUCGACCAGCUGCUGCUGCCUCAGCAGACCCGCUACGAGGUGGUGGGCUCCGUGCGCCAGGCCUGGGAGGCCAUCCGCACCAUGAAGGUGCGCGGCGCCCCGGCCAUCGCCCUCGUGGGCUGCCUCAGCCUCGCCGUGGAGCUGCAAGCGGGCGCCGGGGGCCCGGGGCUCGCCGCGCUCGUGGCCUUCGUGCGGGAAGCGCUGAGCUUCCUGGUCACCGCACGUCCGACCGCGGUCAACAUGGCCCGCGCCGCCCGCGACCUGACUGCCGCCGCCACGCAGGAGGCCGAGCGGGAGGGCGCCACGGAAGCGGCGGUCCGGGAGAGAGUGAUCCGCUUCGCUGAGGACAUGCUGGAAAAAGACCUCAGGGACAAUCAGAACAUCGGGGACCUGGGAGCCCGCCACCUCCUGGAGCGGGCGGCCCCAGACGGUCGAAAGGUGGUAGUGCUCACCCACUGUAACACGGGGGCGCUGGCCACUGCCGGCUACGGCACCGCCCUGGGUGUGAUCCGUUCUCUGCACCGCCUGGGCCGCCUGGAGCACGCGUUUUGCACGGAGACACGGCCAUACAAUCAGGGCGCCCGCCUGACGGCCUUUGAGCUAGUGUACGAGCACAUUCCUGCCACGCUCAUUGCAGACAGCAUGGCGGCUGCCGCCAUGGCCCAGCGGGGUGUGUCAGCUGUGGUGGUGGGAGCUGACCGUGUGGUCGCCAAUGGGGACACGGCCAACAAGGUGGGCACCUACCAGCUGGCCAUCGCCGCCAAGCACCACAGCAUCCCCUUCUACGUGGCUGCCCCCAGCUCCUCAUGUGACCUUCAUCUGCACACGGGCCAGGACAUCGUCAUUGAGGAGCGCCCGGGACAGGAGCUGACUGAGGUGCAGGGAAUUCGAAUCGCGGCGCCUGGAAUAGGGGUCUGGAACCCCGCCUUUGACGUCACCCCGCACGACCUCAUCACUGGCGGCAUCAUCACAGAGUUGGGGGUCUUUGCCCCUGAGGAUCUUCGGGCUGCCCUCAGCGCUGCUGGCUCCUGAGGUCGUGUCAUCGCUCCUAAGAAGGCGCGCGUGGUCCAGCAGCAAAAGCUCAAGAAAGACCUGGAGGUGGGGAUCCGGAAGAAGAUCGAGCAUGAGCUGACGAUGAAGGCCAGCUCCAGCCUACCCAAGAAGCUGGCA
Sorex araneus (European shrew) is the source of this 1724-nucleotide messenger RNA. RefSeq names its product methylthioribose-1-phosphate isomerase 1 (gene MRI1). Lineage: Eukaryota; Metazoa; Chordata; Mammalia; Eulipotyphla; Soricidae. The transcript has 8 exons. The record is from RefSeq and is a predicted model, not a curated record. Gene Ontology annotation, molecular function: S-methyl-5-thioribose-1-phosphate isomerase activity. Bases 138 to 1586 code for a protein of 482 amino acids.